This is a messenger RNA of Alternaria burnsii, 204 nucleotides long. RefSeq lists its product as uncharacterized. The transcript is spliced from 2 exons. NCBI's taxonomy places the organism in Eukaryota, Fungi, Ascomycota, Dothideomycetes, Pleosporales, Pleosporaceae. Bases 1 to 204 code for a protein of 67 amino acids. The record is from RefSeq and is a predicted model, not a curated record.
AUGGCAGGGCCGAAGACCGCAUCGGUAGAUGGGGAACAGCCGAGAGACGGAGGUCAGCGCCCGAAAGUCACAGACGAGAGUUUGGGUUGCAUGGCGAAUGAUACCGGUCGCGAAGGUGGUAGCAUGUCAGCGAUGGAUCGGUGGUUGGGCGAAACGAGGAAGGAGGAGCCUUGGAGUGUGUACAGUCGAACGCCUGACGCCUAA